Messenger RNA from Cavenderia fasciculata, 1332 nucleotides. RefSeq lists its product as uncharacterized. The record is from RefSeq and is a predicted model, not a curated record. The transcript is spliced from 6 exons. Lineage: Eukaryota; Evosea; Eumycetozoa; Acytosteliales; Cavenderiaceae. The coding region runs from base 1 to 1332 and encodes 443 amino acids.
AUGUCAACAGAGACUAUAACAACACCAUCAAUGGUUGAUAUAACGCUACUACAAGACAACAAUGAAGAAUCAACUCUGACAGAGCCUGUCAAAGUUCUUGAAGACAGUAGUGGUAGUAGUAGUAGUGAGUUUGAUCUAAAUGUACUUGAAGAAUUACAAUCUAUUAUCAAAGGUAUCAUUGUCAAGCAUCUAUCUUCUGUCACCAUUACAACUACAACAAAUGAACAACAUGAUGAUAAAGAAAAAGAAGAUGAUGGUGAAAAAGAAAUCAAAGCAAAUGGUGACCAAGAAGAACAAAAACAAGAACGGUUGCAAGAUACACACUCUAAUAUAGUGGUUUAUCCUUUUGAUCAUUUGAGCCAAGAUGAAUUGAAACAAUUGAUUGGAGACGAUGAACAACCUACACUAUUUCUCGAUCCUCUGCAAGCUACCAAGUUCAACUAUGACAAUCAAUUGGAUUAUUUAAUGUUGUUAAAGAAUAACAAGUUGUAUUAUCCUUCUAAACCAUAUCACAAACAUGUUGGUAUUGUAUUGUAUGCCUGGGGUGCAUUACAAAGGUUUCCAGUUAGUUUUAAUCAACUUUAUGGUUUAAAUGAAACUGUCAUUGUUAAAGAUACCAUUGAUAAUAAUAAUAACGUCAAACAAGAAGGAGAAGAAAGAGAAUCAUCUACAUCUACAUCUACUACGAAAUCGGUUGAUGAAAAUAAUACUACUUCAUUAAAUUCACCUGAAUCAUCAACCUCUACGACGACUAGUACGACAACACCACCUCCUCCAAUUACAAUUCAAAUUAAUCAAUUAACAAAUCAAACCAAUACAGAUAGAUUGGUUCGUUUAAUUUCAAAUUGGAAGAACGAUAUGAUAAAAGACAAGGAAGAACAAGUUUAUCAAUUUUUAAAACCUCUUACCAUGAGAUGUAUAUUAACCAUGUUUGGAGUAAGAAAAACUUUGGGUUCUGUAGAUACCUAUUUUCCACCUGGACCAAUUAAACUUAUAAAUACAAGUAACCAAUUACAUUCACCAAAGAGUGCAUCUAAAUUGACAGUAUCAUCAAGAGCUUUAUGUAAACAUGGUAUAAGAUCAGAGAAUUCAUUUUGGGGUUCUGGAAAAGGACCUGAACCAAUUAAAAAUCUAAGGGCUGAGAAAGUAAUGGUAUCCAUUCUAUCUGAUCCCACUUGGAUCAAUAUUCAUUUAUUACCUCAUAAUAUAACUAUCAUUGAAAUUAGAAAUUAUCUUGGUUAUGGAUUAAGAUGGGAUGCAUCGGGUGAAUCAUUUAGAGGCUAUUUAGAACCACAAAUGGAAGAUGGACAUGAAAAAGGAUGGAAACAUUAA